GGGUCUGUCAUGUGACUCUCCGGCUGCAUCAUGGCGGAAGCAGAGGGGCAGGAAACUGAGUCUCUCGAAGAAUCUACAGAUGAGUCUGAGGAAGAAGAAAGUGAGGAGGAACCCAAACUGAAGUAUGAAAGGCUUUCCAAUGGGGUAACUGAAAUCCUUCAGAAGGACGCGGCUGGCUGCAUGACUGUCCAUGACAAGUUUUUGGCACUGGGCACACAUUAUGGCAAGGUUUAUUUACUUGAUGUCCAGGGGAACAUCACUCAGAAGUUUGAUGUAAGUCCUGUGAAGAUAAAUCAGAUUAGCCUGGAUGAAAGUGGAGAGCACAUGGGUGUGUGUUCCGAGGACGGCAAGGUGCAGGUGUUUGGACUAUAUUCUGGAGAAGAAUUUCAUGAGACUUUUGACUGUCCCAUUAAAAUCAUUGCUGUGAACCCGCAUUUUGUGAGGACCAGCUGCAAGCAAUUCGUGACUGGAGGGAAGAAGCUGCUGCUGUUUGAACGAUCUUGGAUGAGCAGAUGGAAGUCGUGUGUUCUGCACGAAGGGGAAGGGAACAUACGGAGCGUGAAGUGGAGAGGCCAUCUGAUCGCUUGGGCCAAUAAUAUGGGUGUGAAGAUUUUUGACGUCACCUCAAAGCAGAGAAUCACCAACGUGCCCCGGGAUGACAUAAGUCUUCGCCCGGAUAUGUAUCCCUGUAGCCUCUGUUGGAAGGACAGCGUGACGCUGAUUAUCGGCUGGGGGACUUCAGUCAAGAUCUGCUCAGUGAAGGAGCGGCAUGCCAGCGAAAUGAGGGACUUACCGAGUCGAUAUGUUGAAAUAGUGUCUCAGUUUGAAACCGAAUUCUACAUCAGUGGGCUCGCACCUCUCUGUGACCAGCUUGUUGUGCUUUCCUACGUCAAAGAGGUUUCAGAAAAAACGGAGAGAGAAUACCGUGCCAGGCCUCGACUGGAUAUCAUCCAGCCGCUUCCUGAAACCUGUGAGGAGAUCUCUUCGGACGCUCUCACCGUGAGAGGCUUUCAGGAGAAUGAGUGCAGAGAUUAUCAUCUAGAGUACUCUGAAGGGGAGUCACUCUUUUAUAUCGUGAGUCCAAGAGACAUUGUCGUAGCCAAGGAACGGGACCAAGAUGACCACAUUGACUGGCUCCUUGAAAAGAAGAAAUAUGAGGAAGCUUUGAUGGCAGCUGAAAUCAGCCAGAAGAACAUUAAAAGACAUAAGAUUCUAGACAUUGGCUUGGCAUAUAUAAACCACCUGGUGGAGAAAGGAGAGUAUGACAUAGCAGCACGCAAAUGCCAGAAAAUUCUUGGGAAAAAUGCAGCACUCUGGGAAUAUGAAGUUUAUAAAUUUAAAGAAAUUGGACAGCUUAAGGCUAUUAGUCCUUACUUGCCAAGGGGAGACCCAGUUCUGAAACCACUCAUCUAUGAAAUGAUCUUACAUGAAUUUUUGGAAAGUGAUUAUGAGGGUUUUGCCACUCUGAUCCGAGAAUGGCCUGGAGAUCUGUACAAUAAUUCAGUAAUUGUUCAAGCAGUUCGGGAUCACCUGAAGAAAGAUAGUCAGAAUAGGACCCUUCUCAAAACCCUGGCAGAACUGUACACCUAUGACAAAAAUUAUGGCAAUGCUCUGGAAAUAUACUUAACAUUAAGACAUAAGGAUGUUUUCCAAUUGAUCCACAAGCAUAAUCUUUUCAGUUCUAUCAAGGAUAAAAUUGUUUUAUUGAUGGAUUUUGAUUCUGAGAAAGCCGUUGACAUGCUUUUGGACAAUGAAGAUAAAAUUUCAAUUAAAAAGGUGGUGGAAGAAUUAGAAGACAGACCAGAGUUGCAACACGUGUAUCUGCAUAAACUUUUCAAGAGAGACCAUCAUAAGGGGCAGCGCUACCAUGAAAAGCAGAUUAGCCUUUAUGCUGAGUAUGAUCGACCAAACUUACUUCCCUUUCUCCGAGAUAGUACCCAUUGCCCACUUGAAAAGGCUCUUGAGAUCUGUCAACAGAGAAACUUUGUGGAAGAGACAAUUUAUCUUCUGAGCCGAAUGGGCAAUAGCCGAAGUGCCCUGAAGAUGAUCACGGAGGAGUUGCACGAUGUUGAUAAAGCGAUUGAAUUCGCCAAGGAGCAAGACGACGGAGAACUCUGGGAAGACCUGAUUUUAUAUUCCAUCGACAAACCGCCAUUUAUUACUGGCUUACUAAACAACAUUGGCACGCAUGUAGACCCAAUUCUCCUGAUUCAUCGUAUUAAGGAAGGAAUGGAGAUUCCCAAUUUGAGAGACUCCUUGGUUAAAAUUCUGCAAGACUACAAUUUGCAAUCAUUCUUCCAUUUAUGUGGUUGAUGUCACAUGGCAUUUGCAAGGCUGAGGGGUGGUUGCACUGGCUACCGGGCCACUCAAACCAGUUUUGAGUAGAGUGAGUAUUGUGUCCACUGGGAAGAAUAAAAAACAUGUUUUUCAAAUAAUUCUUUUAUUUCCUUGAAGUUUCUCAGUAACCCAUUGCCUGAAACAUGUUGAAUACGUGAUUUCAUUUAACGUUUUGUCUGCUUCCUCGACCAGUACAACCUCGUUGUCUGUAAUAGUUCAGAACUUGGUGAUAAAAGCAAUGGAAUGCCUUAUUAUCAUAUAAGUAAUUAACAUGCUAAUUACAAAGCACCCUCCCCUUUUCUCUAAAAGGACUCCUGACAAUUACUAUUUCCCGGGAGGCUGGUAGCUUCCACAGAACUUGAAACUGUUGAAAGCACAUUUGUUUAACAGUUUGGACUCUUCUUUCUCUACUUCGUUUGAAAAUGAGUUUCUAUUAGGAUAGAGGGAAAUUGCUUUCCUGGAAACACAAAGAUUUUGCAGACAGAGCCAGAGGAUAAGGUUCCGGGGAGGGAAGUGAUUGGCAGGUUAAGUAAGGAGAGGAGCGUCAUGACGAGGAUUUGUGGGGCCCCUGGCCGCUGUGAGGGGUGCCUAGUGGGGGGCUGCCUGCUGCACUUGGGCUGGUGGGCGCAGGUAAGAGGCGGGGGAAGAGGAGAAGUUGAGAAAGACUGAUGGCAACAGGAAGUCAAGUGACAGGUGGAAAAGCAGGACAGAGGGACAAGAAUGUGGGGCCCGGAAGUGGGGUGUGGUCACAUUAAAAUUUCCAAACGCGUCCUUGUAAAAUUUCCAAAGGGGUCCUUCAAAAAGUAGGGUGAAGGGUGAGGGUCGUCAGUGUGGAAUUAGUCCUGAGACUGUGGGAGCAGUGAGUCCUCCCCGAGGGUGCUGAGGGAUGCGGGUGGGAGGGCUGGAGCCAGGCCCCAGCACCUCCGUGAGCUGGGAGGCCAGCCUCUCGGCCUUCUGGGGCUAUAGCACUGAGUAGCACAGCUUAAAGGAGAAGGGGUUUUCCUGAGGGCAGGAUGCGAGAGGACAAGGGGCCUUCCUCAGGAGGGCCUGCGGGAAGUCGGGGUCCCGGGAGAGAUGGCAGGGACCAGGCAGAGGUAGAGGGUUUCUUGUGUGCCAAGCUUUGAGAUACACACGUGUUUAUUUACAGAGGAACUGGGAGGUUGCGGACAGCUCAGGGAAAGGUUUUCAGGACAGAGAAUGAACCGGACAGGAAGGAGAGAGAAUUGGGAUGGGUGACUAGGUGAGCAUUGUGGGUGGUGCCCCAGGGCUGCGGGAAAGUGGUCCAGGCGGGGGAACACUUCCUGAGUUCUGAGGUUGGAACCGGGCUUUGGGGAAAGUGGUUUCAGCGUCUGACUUCAUAAGGCCCUGCAUGUGAGUGAGCCUGAUGAUGAUCUGUGCACUUCACGGGCUCUUCCCAGGCCCGAGUGUGCCGAGACCUGCUCGAAGUUUCAAGUCCAGAUGUGUUGAGAAGUCAUUUAGGUGCGGUGUCCCUGAGCAUCUCUGCCCCAUGGAAGGCGACAAAAAUGAUCAGUCCUCUGUCCUCCAGAUUACAGAUGCAUCAAGCUUAGCCUCUAGGUUGAAAAUGUGCCUGUUUUCCCAGGCUCUACAGUGCCGACAGACACACCUAAUAAAUCCCUCUUACUAGGCUCUUAAUCCAGAGAACCAAGCUCCCGGGCCCGACUGGAUUUCACUCCUCAUUCAUUUUUUAUGAAUAAAAUUGCAUUGUUCUGAGUCAGCCAGGAAUAAAAAUAAAUUAUUAGAUGCAAAAUGAAUUCCAUAUUAAAAAAUCAUCCACUAAAACAGCUGAUAAAUCAAUAUUUUAUCCUCUUAAUUAUCUUUUUAAGUGGACUGAGAGCUUUUCCUUAAGACAUGUAAGUGUGCAGUUGGUGAUGCGUUGAGGAGGCCAGGAGUUCCUUCUCCAGUGGAUCCCAUAAACCUGACCAGGGAGUGGCCUCUGGGACGAGGGGCGAGACCCCCGGGGAAGGUUGCAGAGCCUCUGGGAACUGCACCUGGGUCUCCCCUGGAGCUCGGACAUCUCACUGGAAGGUACAGAGAGGAAACACUGAACUCGGGCAGGUGGUUCAAACAAUUCCAGGGGACACUCCCUUCUUAUAUGUGAAGAAAGACUUUAGAAGUUUUUUCUAUACAAAAGGCUACUGUCUGUCAUUAAUGGCCACUUAUAUUCUUUCUCCAGGCCACCUGUUAAAAAUAACUUAACCCUUCUUCUAGAUUAUAGAGCAUUUGGAAGUUUCCAGAAAGGUUUCACAUACAUAUUUUUCACUCUUGGUCUCUUUCGUUUGUUCCAUAAAAGUAUAUAGUUGAUUUUUACAUGUUCUCGCAGGAUAAAAAUGGCUAGCUCCGUUAAUCUCCCAAACUGGGGGGAAAUUUUGCAGAUGCAUGUAUUUGCGAGGACCUGGAACCUUCUCUGUUGGAGGCAGGGUGGAGGGGAAGGCCCCUGGCGGAUAUCACGGACCAUUCAGUAAACAAGGAUCCACGGUCAGAUGUCAGGGAAAGGGCUCCUCCACGUUGGGAAUGUCUUGGGCAGAUUUACAGUAAAAUGUGCUGCGUUGUAAAAUGUCUUUCACCACUGAGAAUGCUUUGGGAGAGCACUCAUUAGCCAAUAGCUAAUUGGAAACAGAAAGCAGGAAAAGUUGUGGGAAAAAAAUUUAAAAUAAGUAUCUCCUCUGGUUUUAAAAUUUGAUGUUUUCCAAAACACAACAACUCUCCUCAGCUGAAGUUCAGCAUGAGGCGCGUUAGCGUUCUUUGACAUCAUUAAAGUGAAGGAAGAUCUCCCCUCGGCUGCGAUGUUGGUGUUCACAUUUUUAAAAUUUACUUUAUUAUCAUGUUUUUGUACCUUGUUACACAGUUCGUAUAAUGACUCAACAAAUUUUACAAGCUUCAUGAAAUCCAUAAGAUGAAAGUAGUCCUGAUUGUAUUUCAUAAACUUAAAAUGUUCCUAGUCCUGGGGCGCCUGGGUGGCUCAGUUGGUUAAGCAUCCAACUUUGGCUCAGGUCAUGAUCUCAUGGUUCGUGGGUUCAAGCCCCACAUCAGGCUCUGUGCUGACAGCUCAGAGUCUGCAGCCUGCUUCGGAUUCUGUGUCUCCCUCUCUCUCUGCCCCACCCGUUUGCACUCUGUCUCUCUCAAAAAUGAAUAAACGUUAAAAAAAAAAAUUUAUAAAAAAAAAAUGUUCCUGAGCCUGAUUUCAAGGAUAAAAAGCUUUUGUGUAAUGUAAGAUUAUUUUCAAAACAGUAUGGUAUAAAUGACAUUUCAGUGCUUACAUGAAACUGACAAUAGUUUCCAAAUUAUUUUUAUGCUAUAGAUUUAUCAUGUUUAUACUUUAUAUUUUUAAAAUAUUUUUAUUUCUAAAUUUAGCAUUCAUACCCGUUUCUGUUUUUAUUUUCCCAGAAAAGUUCUAGCACUUUUGUUCCUAUGGUCUUGUUUGACGGCCAUUUCAUAGUGGUCAUUAGGGACUAUUUCCCGUAUCACAGAUGGGAAGGCUGUCUCAAAGGAUUUGCCAGUCUGGGAAGCUGGUGAAACUGGGUUUGAGCCCAGGUCUUCUGACUCCAUCUUGUGUAUUCCUUACUGUUUGGUUGCUCCAUUGGUCUCUGGAGAUGCAUUUGCGGUCCCGGCAGGUUACAACAACAGAGGAGUAUCCGAGAUUGACCAGGCAGCCUGCUGUCUUGGAAAAGCAGUGGACGUGAUGUUUGCAGAGCUGGACUCCGGUCCUGGCUUUGUCACCAACAAGCCUGUGGCCCUUUGGGAGGGCACCUAACCCUUCUGGAUCUCAGCUUUCCCAUUCGAUUAAAUCAACAUUUGCCAGCCUGGCUACACACCCGACUUCCCUGAAUUCUUUUAAAACUUACUUUGUUUCAGUAAAAUAAAACCUUCCAGAUCUGCUAGAUUAGAAUCUCCUGGGGAGGACUAGGGGACUGAAUCCACUUUGAUGUUCCUUAUCGCUAAGCCUGGCGCAAGUCUGUGCGUUGACAUUAGGCAUUUAGGAACCUGGAGAUUAGAUGAUCUCUAAAGUAUCUUCCAUCUCUCAAGUUCUUCAGAGAGUCAUUUCGGAAACACGCCUUUAUGUUGUGCCAUUUCUUCUUCUUCCUCAUCUCUCUGCUUUGAAAUCCAGAGACAAAUAAAUUAAGAGGAAAUAGUGACUUCUUUCUUACCUGCCUUUUUUUAUUUUUAUGUUUAUUUUUGAGAGAGAGAGAGAGAGAGACACACACACACACACACACAGAGUGUGAGUGGGGAGGGGCAGAGAGGGAGACACAGAAUCCUCGAACCAGACAAUAGGCUCUGAGCUGGCAGCACAGAGCCUGACGCUGGUCUCGAACACACGAAUGGGUGAGAUCAUGACCUGAGCCGAAGUCCGAUGCCUAACCAACUGAGCCACCCAGGCACCCUUGUUACCUACCUUUUUUGGGGGCUCAGAUGGGUGGUUUCUUGUUCAAAGUACAUAAACUCUUCAUUUCUUCCAAGAGAUAUAUUUUUUUUAAUUUAUAGAUCUCUGAAAUGGAUUUAAAAUGGAUUAAAUGGAUUUAAAAUGGAUUUUUUUUCCCUCUCAAAUGAUUUCCAUUUGGCGUCAUAGCAGCUUUUAGGUGACAUAGGUGGCCUAUGACUACCAGGUGUAGCUUCUUUAAUCAAUCUGGCACGUGUAUACUUUGUGCUGUCGUAAAUCAAAUACGAUUAUAAUACUGUUUUUGAACUGCCAACAUGAGACCUUAGAGCCUUUCUGUUUUUUCCUUAUUUCUCUGCAUUUCAUCUUCUUUGAUGAUAAUCUCAACAAAAAGCAAAGCUUUUUCAAUUAGAAUUCACAUCCCAUAGCAUCAUGGGUUAGAAAUUAGACAAAAUGGUUACCUGGGCUAGCUCCGGGAUUGGUAUCGUACUGGGACUUGUAAACCCAGGUAACUCUCUGUCAUUUGCAAUUCUAAUGACAAGCACUGCAGUAUGAACAAGGCAACGUCAGCAAAAAAUUCAACACUCCGAGAAUCUUUUAAAAUAAAAAUAUCAGAAACUCGGCAAUUUUUUAUGGCAUUUUUCCCCCCACAGCAGCUGUUUCCAAUGAAGCAUAAUGACAUCACUGAUGUACGAUUCUUUUAUUGCUUUAUAAAAUAUCUAUGAGUCUGGUGCUUUGCACCGGGAUGAUGAUCAAUGAUGAUGAACUGCAGAGAAAUCAGGAAAAACCGGGAGACUCUAUCUAGAGUCUUCUGUUGGUUUUUGACAGCUGUCUUAUAAAUAUGUUCUUCUUUAAAUUCACAGUAGAACAAGGUAUGCUUACAACAGACCGAUUCUAGACCCUACAGCUGGUUGGUUGUCUUGAAAGUGGUGAAGAUGAAAAAGUAAAGGUAAUGCUGGAAAGUUUUGCUCUAUGGAGAAAACAGUGCAAUGGUGAGAAAACAAGAGUUGAGAACAGAGUGUGGGGAGAAAAAAUAAGGAAACAUCCCAUAAGCAAAAUGAAUCUCUGAAAGGAAAUGUUGUACUUGCUGAGCAACGCCCACACACACUUUUUGAGAUGAAAGCUUGACGCCAUUAUGAAGUUGAAGAAAGAAAAGACCAGUGGUGUGCUUCCCUUGGUGAAAUUCUAACAUGAACUGGAGCUUCUAGUCUGAGAUGUGGAUUACACAGAAGAAUGAGAAGUGCUGUGACAAUCUUAGUAUUUUCAAGAACUAAAAUACUGCAUCAAACUCAAAGGCGUUAUUAGUUAAGUGUCAUUAAAAACAAAGACACGAGGGGCACCUGGGUGGCUCAGUCUCGGUUGAGCAUCGUACUGGGGCUCAGGUUGUGAUCUCGUGGACUGUGAGUUCGAGCCCUGCAUCGGGCUCACUGCUAUCAGCAGGGAGCCUGCUUCAGAUCUUCUUUUCCCCCUCCCCUAUGUGCCCCUCCCCCACUCGUGGGUGCGCUCUCUCUCAAAAUUAAACAUUAAAAAAAAGACAUGAAAAAAUAGAUCCCAUAAUAAAAAGAACACUAUGAUAGAAAAUAGGAGUACUUGAAAAAUAACCAAAUAGAACUCUUUGAAACUGUUUGGGUAUUCAUUUAAAUUAUCAGUUCAGUGCAAGGUCAAUAGUAGAUUGGACUCAGCUGAAAGGGAGAAUGAACUGGAAGAUCUGAUGAAAUGGUAUAUGCAGCACAGAGUAAUUAAGAGGUCAUAGAAAAGAGUGGCCAAUGGAGACAGGGAGGUGAGAAUGCGUGUGUCCUCAACCACAGGACUUCUGAAGGAGAGAAAAGACUAAUAGGGAAACCUCUACAAAGUUGAUCAAGAAAAAGAAAAAAAAAAUCCAUAUAUAUUAGGAACAAACAUGACAACUAGAUGCAGACAAGAUUUAAAAACUAAAUGUUACAAUUUUACAUCCGUAUAUUUGAAAACUCAGUUUUCCACACCCCAAAAACAAAUAAUCCAGUGAAGAAAUGGGCAGAAGACGUGAAUAGACACUUCUCUAAAGAAGACAUCCAGAUGGCCAACAGGCACAUGAAAAGAUGCUCAGCGUCGCUCCUCAUCAGGGAAAUACAAAUCAAAACCACACUGAGAUACCACCUCACGCCAGUCAGAGUGGCCAAAAUGAACAAAUCAGGAGACUAUAGAUGCUGGAGAGGAUGUGGAGAAACGGGAACCCUCUUGCACUGUUGGUGGGAAUGCAAACUGGUGCAGCUGCUCUGGAAAACAGUGUGGAGGUUCCUCAAAAAAUUAGAAAUAGAUCUGCCCUAUGACCCAGCAGUAGCACUGCUAGGAAUUUACUCAAGGGAUACAGGAGUGCUGAUACAUAGGGGCCCUUGUACCCCAAUGUUUAUAGCAGCACUUUCAACAAUAGCCAAAUUAUGGAAAGAGCCUAGGUGUCCAUCAACUGAUGAGUGGAUAAAGAAGUUGUGGUUUAUAUAUACAAUGGAAUACUACUUGGAAAUGAGAAAGAAUGAAAUAUGGCCUUUUGUAGCAACGUGGAUGGAACUGGAGAGUGUUAUGCUAAGUGAAAUAAGUCAUACAGAGAAAGACAGAUACCAUAUGUUUUCACUCUAAUGUGGAUCCUGAGAAACUUAACAGAGGAUCAUGGGGGAAGGGAAUAAAAAAAAAAAAAGUUAGGGAGAGAGCCAAACCAUAAGAGACUCUUAAAAACUGAGAAUAAACUGAGGGUUGGUGGGGAGUGGCGGGGGCGGGGGGGUGACGGGCAUUGAGGAGGGCACCUGUUGGGAUGAGCACUGGGUGUUGUAUGGAAACCAAUUUGACAAUAAAUUUCAUAUUAAAAAAGAAAACUCCGUUUUCUAGGAAAAUAUAAAUUACCAGUAUUUACUCAAGAACAAAUAGCCCUAUAGUCAUUAAAUCAGUAGUCAGAACAUAAAGCCACAAUAAAAGCACUAAUCCACAGUCAACUUUAGAGAUUGGUUUUAUCAAAGUUUUAAAACACAGGCAGUCCCCAAAUAUAUUUUGUAAUUGACCUUUUAAGCCAGGAUCUGCGAGGAGAAGAGGGCAACAUUUCUACCCUGCAAAGGAGGUGAGAAAUGGUCUGUCUUCAGGACACGAUGGACCCAA
Molecule: messenger RNA, 9856 nt
Organism: Panthera uncia (snow leopard)
Lineage: Eukaryota; Metazoa; Chordata; Mammalia; Carnivora; Felidae
Gene: VPS41
Product: VPS41 subunit of HOPS complex
Exons: 26
Coding region: 31-2313 (760 amino acids)
Biological process (GO): protein targeting to vacuole; vesicle-mediated transport; cellular response to starvation
Cellular component (GO): late endosome; HOPS complex
Molecular function (GO): protein binding
Source: RefSeq, a predicted model, not a curated record